CUUAUUCAUUCUCUUGCCAACCCACGAACUCUUGCAUAAACAACCCAGAGAGAGGACAGACAGCUUACAAGGGACACAAAAUAAGCCUCCAAACCUUCGGUUUUUCCUGUAAAGAUGAGCAGGAUUGCUGGAGUUUUACGGCGUACGUUUGGACUAGUACGCGAGCAUGUCGGGACAGAUACUUUGGGGAAUAAAUAUUACUCUGUUCCAGAACAGAAGACAUGGACAGGCAGGCUGGUCCGUGCCAAGCGGAUGGUAGUGGCAGCCAAUCCUACAGAAUUUGAAUAUAUAGAAGGCAGCAUACCGAUGGAGUGGGACGCUUGGAUCCGAGGCAGACGGAAAGAGCCCCCCUCCGUUGAGGAGCUGCUAAAGAAUGAGUCUUAUAGGGAGCAGAUCAAACUAAAGGCCAAAGAGGUGGAGGAGAAAGAUCUGGUCCUACUGGCCAAGGAGUAUGAGGAAGGUCUGGUGGCGACUCCUACGAAGACUCUGGCUAAGGGGCAUGCAGCCUCCACCAGCUUUGGCAAGGAGGAGAUCAGUGAAGAACCCACCAGCACUGCAAACACCUUCCAGCCUGGAUCCUGGAUGCCCAAUCCCAAGAAAUAGACUGACACUUCCACAUACACUGAAACUGCUACACAAUGUAAUACAAUCCAAAAGAAAAGCCCUGCAAUAAACACAAACUAUGUGAACCUGAUAUUCCCUUUUAGUUGAGAUUUUGAAAUGUAAUGUUAGAAGCACCUUUUUACUGUAAUGUAAUGUAAUGUAAUGCAAUUAAAGUCAACACCACAAACUAUGACCUCAGAAUUUACCAAAGUUUAAUCAAUUCCUCUAUGUUUCACAGAGGAGAUAUUUAUUUCAAGGCUUUUUUAUUGGACUGUAUUACAUUAUGAGUUCUUAUUUUUCUAGUCCCUCUGUGUAUAUUGUAUACACACAAGACAAUAGGUAUCGCUCAUCUUGAAGCUGACUAUAAGGGAGAGGUCUGUUCACAAAGCAAAGAAAAUCAAAUAGUUCUUCUUCAGUUGUCAAUGAGUAUACCAAUUACUAAUACACUGUAUUAUGCUAGAUAUUGUGAGAAAUUAUUUCAAAUAUUAAAUGUUUUAUAUUCAAGCUGAUCAGAACAGACCUCAAGUAUGACCAAAGAUAUAGUGCAGUCAUUUUAAAUAUCUCUGAGAGCAUUCUUUGACAUCUAAAGAUGAAAAGUAUUACUUAUUGAGGGAACAUGUGAAAGAGCAUAUGUUUGAUCUUGUCGGAAAAUGGAGAUAACAUCACUGUUAACUGAACUUUGGCCUCAGCUAAGGCCUGAAGAUGGUGCCAUGAAGCUGUGCUUGUGGUGAAUACUGUUAGUGUUUGUUUGUCAUGGAGGUGGUGUCUGCUUCUUGUAAAUCAUGCGUGAAAAGAAUGAAUAAUGUUACAGUUUGUUGAUCCUCAGUUUGAAUUUCUUCACUUAAGGUCAGAGUUCAUGUUGGUCACAAGAGUUGCUGAAGAAAGUUCAGCAGGGCACAAAAAAGGCAACAUGAACUUGGAUCCUGCAAUUUAAAACAUGGUCUCCCAAUUCAAUAAAUGUUAAAUGUUCUCACUGAACCUAGGGAGGAAUAUCUUUUUAAGAGAAAGAAGAGGGGAUAUGAAGAAAUGUGUUCCUCUGUAUCUUAAAUAAUGUUUUAACUGCUUCAAUACAUGAAUUACAGCACCUAUCCAUUCAACUGACCUUUUGAAUGUUUUAAUAUUUUAAACUGAGUCACAGUGGAUGUAAUUAGUUUGUAAUACUAAUAAAUAAAAAUCAGUCUAAAUUAAGAACAUACAGUAAGCUAUAUAAAAUGCAACAUAAUUGACUGCAGAUCAAUAAACUCUGGCCGAAACAA
Messenger RNA from Centropristis striata (black sea bass), 1859 nucleotides. It is a transcript of the gene ndufaf2, whose product is annotated as NADH:ubiquinone oxidoreductase complex assembly factor 2. Bases 115 to 603 code for a protein of 162 amino acids. Gene Ontology annotation, biological process: mitochondrial respiratory chain complex I assembly. The transcript is spliced from 4 exons. The record is from RefSeq and is a predicted model, not a curated record. Lineage: Eukaryota; Metazoa; Chordata; Actinopteri; Perciformes; Serranidae. Gene Ontology annotation, cellular component: membrane.